GUCGCAGGCUAUUGACAGUUGGCGACGAUUGGGAUUGGUUUGUGAGGAGCGCUGGGAACGCAUAUCCGCGUUUGAAGCGCAAGCUCACGAGCGAGGGCAGCUUCUUUUGCGGAUCUGGAUCGGAGCCAGCGAUGCUCGUCGGGCGGUCCAACGUUCUGGACACGUUUCCAGGCGGGCAGUAUCGCGCGGAGUUCGAGCACACGGUCGCGGAGUUUUGCGCGGGGCUCGACGUGUCAGUCAGGGGGCCCGUGCCGAGGUGCGGCGACGCCGAGGUUUUGCAGCGGCCCAGCCCCGUGCAGCUCGCGCGCGUUUAUUUCCAGAUGACCACCACCAGCCGCUUGGAGCACAUAAAACUGUGCGACCUGAUCAUCGAGGGGCUGGAAGGGGUCCACUUAGCGUUCGCUGGUGGAGAAAUUUGCGCGCUGGUGCUGGAUCGGAUGGUGCUGCAG
This is a messenger RNA of Prorocentrum cordatum, 449 nucleotides long. NCBI's taxonomy places the organism in Eukaryota, Dinophyceae, Prorocentrales, Prorocentraceae. The record is from the annotation of a GenBank genome assembly.